Messenger RNA from Staurois parvus, 824 nucleotides. The record is from the annotation of a GenBank genome assembly. NCBI's taxonomy places the organism in Eukaryota, Metazoa, Chordata, Amphibia, Anura, Ranidae.
GUGUACAUGAGCAAUGAAGCAGAGAAAACAGAGUACAUUAUGAAUCAAACCGGACUCUACUGGUUUGGAAAUUCGAACAGUUACGGAUCUAGAAGAUGGGAUUAUGCACAGUUUGAAAGAGAAAUUUUGAACAUCACCCUCACCAUGCUCGACAAGAGUCUAGACUACAAGAGGGACCCAGCCACAGAUGUGUCUCGCAGAAAUGAUCCCAUUUACGUGGGAAGAGUACUAAGUGCUAUGGUGAACAGCAAUAAUGACAAUGGAGUCAUUAUUGGGGACUGGAGCGGAGACUAUAGUGGUGGAGUGAGCCCAACAACAUGGAACGGAAGUGCUGCUAUUCUCCGCCAGUGGAUGGAGAAAGGACCGGUCAGAUAUGGGCAGUGUUGGGUGUAUGCAGGAGUACUUUGUACAGUACUCAGGAGUUUGGGGAUACCAGCCCGUGUAAUCAUAAAUUUCCAGUCAGCUCAUGACACUGAUGGAAAUCUCUUUGUUGAUGAAGUCUUUAAUGAAGAUGGUUCAAUGGAUGAAUAUGAGACUUCGGACAGCGUUUGGAACUUCCAUGCAUGGAAUGAAGCCUAUUUUGCUAGAAAAGAUCUUGGGGCCCUUUAUGGUGGAUGGCAAGUACUUGAUGCAACUCCACAGGAACUCAGCCAGGGUAUAUACCGAUUAGGACCAACCUCAUUGUACGCUGUGAAGGAAGGAGAGGUAGACAAACCUUAUGAUGCAAUAUUUGUGUUUGGUGAAGUGAAUUGCGACAGAGAGUAACCUGGGUAAAAGAUAAAGAUGGAACCAGGAAAAAGAUUUACACUGAUACUAGAGGCGUG